AUGGCAGCGGAGUUUAUAGCUCUUGUUUCAGCUAGUAAAGGGGCUGAGUGGUUGAGGAGUCUCAUGAUAGAGUUGCCUUUAUUGCCAAAGCCAAUGCCACCGAUGGCAAUCCAUUGUGAUUCCAAUUCGGUGUUGAUAAAGGCUUAUAGUCAAGUGUACAAUGUUUCAACUGAUGGGAAUAAUGAGAUUUUUGUGUUAGCCUUAUUUCUUCAGAAACUUGAGUCAUGUUUUUUUAAAGGGGUUGAAUCAGCUUUGUUUGAGGUGUUCCCAAGAGCAACCAGGAGAAUAUGCUGCCAGCAUUUGUACUCAAAUUGCAAGAAUGCAGGAUGGAGUGGGACACCAUUUCAUAAGCUGUUUAGGAUUGCUGCAAAUGCAUACAAUGAAUAUGUGUUUGGAAAAGCAAUGUCCAAGAUAAAAGAGUAUGAUGCAGCAGCAUUUGAUUAUCUGACAAAUGUGGAAGAGCAAUGGAGUGUGCACAUGUUUGACAGGACAAUUUGUUGUGAUCAUAACACAACAAACUUUGUAGAGUCAUUCAAUGCAAUAACAAAGUCCAACAGAGACAUGCCUGUGUUGACAUUACUGGAAGCUGUCAGGAAUUGGUGCAUGAAAAGGAUGGGUUCCAGGUUCGAUAAAGCAGUUGAUAUGGAACCUAAUGAGCUGACAGAGCAUGCAAAAGGGGUGUUGGAGACAAGGACUGAUGAGUCUAGGUUCUGCCAGGUGACUGCAGCUGGUGGUGGAGAAUUUGAGGUGAGGGAUGGCCAUGUCAAGUUCCUUGUCACACUUGGGAAUAUGACCUGUGGGUGUGGGAAAUGGCAAGGAUCAGGGAUCCCAUGUAAGCAUGGUCUCAAGGUCAUUUACAACCAGAGACUUGAACCCAGGGAUUUUGUGUCACCUUUAUACAAGGGGGCUGCAUACAAACUGACUUAUGCAGACCACAUCCACCCCAUGGCUGAUCCAACUCACUGGCCAUCACUUGAUGUGCCAGAAAUUGCACCACCCUAA
Messenger RNA from Chenopodium quinoa (quinoa), 1002 nucleotides. RefSeq lists its product as uncharacterized. Bases 1 to 1002 code for a protein of 333 amino acids. Gene Ontology annotation, molecular function: zinc ion binding. Gene Ontology annotation, biological process: regulation of DNA-templated transcription. The transcript is spliced from 4 exons. NCBI's taxonomy places the organism in Eukaryota, Viridiplantae, Streptophyta, Magnoliopsida, Caryophyllales, Amaranthaceae. The record is from RefSeq and is a predicted model, not a curated record.